ACAUACGAAGAGAAGAAAGAGACCACAAGACUUUUUUUCCCAAUAUUUCGCCCCCAACUUGGGGAAUCCUUUUAAACCUGGUCAUAUUAUAUUAAAAAAAUCCCAUCACCACAAAAAUCUAAUAAUAAGCCGGACAAAAUUACUCACCGUCCCACUUUGAUUCUUGCCGACAACCCAGUUCACACCGUUUUUACCAAUUUUCCCUCUUUCUCUUACUGACUCACAUCCUCACUCACUUUCACCGAGACACACAUAUUCUCUCAUUUGAUCCUACUACAUACACUAAGAGACUAUUACCUGAAUCGUGGGUGACUGUUGCCGACAAGCGGAGGGGCACUACACUGCGUCAUUUCUUACUGCCAACGAGCCAGUCAGCAGCCAUGACUGAGCCUCGAUACCGAUACUCGGGUACGACCACUGGUCGUAGGUCGCCUACCUCGAACCCCGCGCGACUCUCUAUGCCCGUCAACCUUGGCUACAAUCCUCACUAUAAUGGCGACGUCCAUACCGUCCAGACGGCUCGUUACGAUGCCAUCCCACGUCGACCGGCUACUGACCACAAAACGACGACAUCGUCGAACCCGCAUACUACAAUUACCACUUACAACGUUACCACAGACCCCGCGCGCGGAGUCACCAAGGAGUCUGCGCCUCGCACCUCCAAUACUGCACGCCGUCGCUCGUCCACAGUCGACUCAGGCGCUGUAAAACCGAUCAUAGUCACGACCAACCACGCCAGCCGUCCUCACGGGUCAACUUCGCAUACCUCGUCGUCUGCCGCCCGCGCACCGAGCCCGUCACGCGACCCCUACCGCUCGAGCGAUGAGACAUACUACACACAACCCGCUAAUUCCAUGCGAGGGCGCAGCCAACACCGCUAUGGCCACGGCUACAGCCAAAGUCAAAGCGCGACGCUAAGCAACGACGAACUCUACCGCCUAAGGGAGCGAGUCGGCGACGAUCGACUUCGCGCUCCGACACACACCGCUACGGAUUUCUACCGCUAUGCCGUACCCCACGCUGGUUAUACCGCUGCACCCGCGCACGAUUUAAGCAAUACUGCGGUGAUUGACUACAAGAACGAUGGCUACGAAAACGAAGGGUAUGAAUAUACUAAGCCCGGCGAACUCGCGAGAUACGACCUCGACCACGACCGUCGAGCCCGCGCAGCUGGGACCGGUGGCCGUCGCGAAAGUCUUGAUCGCGCAUAUAAACGACCGACCGUAAACGUCGAAGCGGGACGUUACGACGCACGCAGUCGUGGCCCACCACCUACAUCCGCUGGAAUUGAUCGGUACAACAGAGCUGCUGCCCAGGGUACAUACGAUCGUCCCUCGGUCGUCCUCCCUGCUCUUCCACCGGCACCAGCCCCGCCUCCUGUUGGUGGUGGUGGUGGUGGUCUCCGUCAGAUUGAGGCCCCGCGUGACCCGUCACCUGAGCGCAGAGCUGUACCUGCUGCGAGACCCCGCCCUGUCUCACUGUACCAGGAUGCGCCCGCUCGUAUGUCGCAUCCUGAGGAAAUAUUCCGUUCGCACGAUGAUGAGCGUCUGCAUCGCCGUCGUGAGCGUGAUGGACCUACUGCGCCUUCUUACCGUGAUGAAGAUGUGCCGUCUCGUGGUUUCGGUAUUCGUACGGAGGCGUUGGAGGCACCACCGGUUGACCGUCCGGCGAGAUCUGUAGAUCGUCGGGACCUUGAUGAACAGCGUAGACAGCGCCGCGAUAUUGCGGUGGAGCGUGAGCCGCGUCGUCGCUCAGAUGAGUCGAUUGACUAUGCAGGCAGCAGCCAUGAUAUCCGCAAGCCUGCCGCUAUCCCUAAUGAUGUCGUCAGUAGCCGCCGUGACGAUAGCGACAGUCUUACCCGAAAGAGCAGUGUCGGCGGCCGAACCCGUGAUAAGAUCGUCGCAGGUGUUGGUGCUGCCGCUGCUGCUUUCGGCCUUGCUCCUCCUAAGGACACGCCUAAGGACGAUGACCGCAAGGUAUCCCCUCGUCGACGGGAUACCGAUGAUGAGAAGGACGUAGGCAGCUCCCGCGCUGCUGAUAAAUAUAGGCCCAGAGAGCGGGAUAUCCCGGAGCGCAGGCCUUCCCCUAGAGAUGAAGCUCCUGUCGAGCCCCGCCGUGAGGCCCGUAGAGAACGUGCGGAGUCACCACCGGCUUCUAAGGACCGCGAAACUGAGAGAGAACGCAUUCGUGAGCGUGCUUAUGAGCGCGAACGUGAGAGAGAGCGAGAACUUGAGAAGGAACGUAACCAAGACAGAGAAAGAGAGCGUGAUAGGGACCGUGAUGUAGACUCUCGCGAGCGGGACAAGGAUCGUGAACGCGACCGUGUUAGUGAGCGCACUAGGCGAGACACCGAAGCUGUUAUCAACGGCUCAUCUGCAGCCGAUGACAGAGACAACUCGCCUAGCUCCGACGGAUCCGCCGGCCCAUCUCGAAGACGGCGCAACAACCCUCCAACUUUCGACCCCACAGACCCUGAGGAUCUGUUGGAUGUCAAGGCCGAGCUAGCCGCCAAAGACAACCAAGAGAAGUCCAAGGACAAGCCAGCUUCCAAGGAGCGCAGCCCCGAGAAGGAUGUUUCUGCCUCUGUAGAAUACACACCCGCCGAAUCGCGCGAGGAGUCCCGCGGUCGCGAAGUUACUACCACCAGCGAGAAACAAGUCCGCGUCGUCUCGCCACCGCGUGAGAAGUCCGAGUCUAAGCCUAUCAAGGGUAUCUUGAAGACUCCAAGUGUCAAGUUCCCGGAGGACCAGAACCCGAUUCGGGAAGGCGUAGCUCCGCACAAGGAUGACAAGACUAAGAAGAAUGUACCACCUGGAGCACGCUGGACUAAGGUCAACCGCAAGCUGAUCAGCCCUGCGGCGCUGGAGGGUAAGGAGCGUUUCGAAGUACGCGAUGAGUUUGUGAUUGUGCUCAGGGUCUUGAGCAAGGAGGAGAUUCAGGAGUUUGCUACUCGCACUGCACAGAUCAGAGCUGCCAAGAGAAAAGAACUUGAGGACGAAAACGGAAGUGGUCGUGACCGCGAACGCGACCGCUCCGACGAAGAUAGACGGGGUACCAACGGCAAUUCCAGCAACACCGCUAGUCGUCGCCACCGCCGCGAUUAUGAUGAUGAGUAUGAUUACCGUCGACCCCGCGAUGACGAUCGGGAUGGAGAUCGAGCCCGUGAGCGUCACCGCCGACACAGAGAUGAGGAUGAGGAUGGACGUGACCGACGUGCUAUCGAAUAUGAUACUGGCAGCAACAGCACCAGUGCCCGCCACGACCCGCGCCACCACCGUUCCUACCGCGACCGCGACUACGACUCUGCUGUCGUUCCCUCGGAGGACAGGCGAUAAGCUCAUUCGGCAAAUCUAACUAACAUUUUACUGCCACUAUCCACUGCCAUCACCAUCUACUUAUAUACGAUGUAUAUGACCUGGCGUAUCGUCAUUGAUUUAUCUAUCUAUUCUAUAUAUCCGUG
Molecule: messenger RNA, 3460 nt
Organism: Hypoxylon trugodes
Lineage: Eukaryota; Fungi; Ascomycota; Sordariomycetes; Xylariales; Hypoxylaceae
Exons: 2
Coding region: 381-3335 (984 amino acids)
Source: RefSeq, a predicted model, not a curated record